GUGGUCGUUUCCCCUGCUAUCAAAUCGGAGGUGUACGUCAUGGGGAUGCUCUUCUGCCUGGGUAUCUUCCUGUCCUUUUAUGUUCUCACCUUCCUCAUGGCCUGUGUGGAAAACAAGAGAGGUCACCAUAAGAGGGAGGGUCUGGCGCACCCUGCAGACAUGUCACCUGCAGAGACAGCCUCUCUGUUAGGAAAAGGCCUGGUUAACCCUUCGCCUUAUGAGUACGGUUCAGUCGCGGACAAUGGAAGCACUUUCAGCUCAGAAGUGAUCACUGACAGUAUAGCAUCAGCCGAUGUAAACUAUGGAUACAUGGAACGGUCUUUGGGGAGUGUUGGCUGCAGUCGGCAGGAUUCUCUCAGUUCUGUGGAAGAAGAUGAUUAUGACACAUUGGCAGACAUUGACUCUGAUAAAAACAUCGUCCGCACCAAGAAGUACCUCUGUGUAUCAGAUCUGGCACGCAAAGAUAAGCGGAUCCUGAGCAAAAAGUACCAGAUCUAUUUCUGGAACAUUUCCACAAUAGCUGUGUUCUAUGCCCUACCUGUGAUCCAGCUGGUCAUCACCUACCAGACGGUUGUGAAUGUGACAGGAAAUCAAGACAUCUGUUACUACAACUUCCUGUGUGCACACCCAUUGGGAGCGCUCAGUUCCUUCAACAAUAUUCUGAGUAACCUUGGUUACGUGAUGCUGGGGCUGCUCUUCCUCCUCAUUGUGCUUCAAAGAGACAUAACCCACAACCGUGCACUUGUACGGAAUGACCUGGCUGCACUGGAGUGUGGAAUCCCUAAACACUUUGGUCUGUUUUAUGCAAUGGGCACAGCUCUGAUGAUGGAGGGACUUCUCAGUGCCUGCUACCAUGUCUGCCCCAACUACACCAACUUCCAAUUUGACACAUCGUUUAUGUACAUGAUUGCUGGACUAUGUAUGCUGAAACUUUACCAAAAGAGACAUCCAGACAUCAAUGCCAGUGCCUACACUGCCUAUGCCUGCCUUGCGGCAGUCAUCUUCUUCUCUGUGCUGGGUGUGGUGUUUGGAAAAGGGAACACUGUUUUCUGGAUCGUGUUCUCGGUGAUCCACAUCCUGUUUACUAUGCUCCUCAGCACUCAGCUAUACUACAUGGGCCGCUGGCGGUUUGAUUCUGGAGUUUUCCGUCGGACGCUACAAAUCAUCUACACAGACUGUAUCACACACUGUAGUGGGCCUAUGUACAUUGACCGGAUGGUGUUACUUGUUAUGGGAAACAUUGUUAACUGGUCCCUGGCUGCAUAUGGUCUGAUUGAGAAGCCCAGUGACUUUGCUUCGUACCUACUAGCCAUUGCUAUCUGCAAUCUUCUGUUGUAUUUUGCCUUCUACAUCAUUAUGAAGCUCCGCAGUGGUGAGCGGAUCAAGUGCUUGGCCCUGGUGUGUAUUCUCUUCACAGCAGUGGUUUGGGGCUUUGCUCUGUUCUUCUUUUUCCAAGGGCUCAGCACAUGGCAGAAAACUCCAGCUGAGUCUCGUGAGCACAACCGAGAGUGCAUCCUGCUCUCCUUCUUUGAUGAUCACGACAUCUGGCAUUUCCUCUCCUCCAUCGCCAUGUUUGGCUCCUUUCUCGUACUUCUGACUAUGGACGACGAUGUGGACUAUGUACCGAGAGACAAAAUCUAUGUGUUUUAAUCCAUAGAUUGACUCUCACCUGUCCCCGUCAGUCAUUGCAUGGGCGAAAACCUACAUGCACGUGGAUGCAAAGAGUGACUGGCUGACUGGCUGGUCAGCCUGACUGUACUGCCUUUUCAGCCAGCACUUCUGUGCCCGGAGACAAGAGAAAGGUUUCAGUGUGCCAAUCAACAAAUCUUGAUCAUUACGGCCCUGCACAUUUAGAUCACGCCAUCAAGACUACUGUCAUUGCUGUCUUUUUUUAAUGCUAAUGGUAAUGAAAAUGAUAAUCAGGAUGUUUGUUUUUUAUGUGUAUAUGAUUGUGAGGGAAAAAUGUGUCUUGCCAAAUCAGUGGCCUUUAAUGUUUUGAGUCCCUCCUGUGGUCAAGUUCCAAUACUGUACUAUUGCUGAACUGAUCUUACAAGAAUUGAUUGUAUAUCAGUAAAUCAUGAACAUGCUUGUGACGAGCAGCUGUUGCACUAUUUAAAGAGAAGGAUCCACUUUUAAUAAUGGAAUAAAAUAUCUUUUGUUUUGUGUUAUGAAUGGUAUUAUGUUCUGUUACGGUUUUACAAUAAAAUGAUUUAUGGACAAAAACAAA
Molecule: messenger RNA, 2227 nt
Organism: Clupea harengus (Atlantic herring)
Lineage: Eukaryota; Metazoa; Chordata; Actinopteri; Clupeiformes; Clupeidae
Gene: sidt2
Product: SID1 transmembrane family, member 2
Exons: 20
Biological process (GO): RNA transport
Cellular component (GO): plasma membrane; lysosome
Molecular function (GO): RNA transmembrane transporter activity; double-stranded RNA binding
Source: RefSeq, a predicted model, not a curated record